This is a messenger RNA of Andrographis paniculata, 948 nucleotides long. RefSeq lists its product as uncharacterized. The transcript is spliced from 4 exons. Gene Ontology annotation, molecular function: RNA binding. NCBI's taxonomy places the organism in Eukaryota, Viridiplantae, Streptophyta, Magnoliopsida, Lamiales, Acanthaceae. Gene Ontology annotation, cellular component: nucleolus. Bases 40 to 651 code for a protein of 203 amino acids. The record is from RefSeq and is a predicted model, not a curated record.
AAUUUUAAGGGUUUUACUACUUUUCUUGUCACAGCGGCCAUGGAGGAGGCGACGGCGGAAGACGGAGCACCGCCGAGUCUGCGCUCCCGUUCUCGCCACAUAAAGAAGAGAGCUCUCAAGAACAAAACACUGUCACUGUCAUUCAAUGAAAAGGACCUCAAGGAUUUCGUCACCGGUUUCCACAAGAGGAAGAAGAAGCGGAGAAAAGAGGCUCGGCAGAAGCAGGAAGAAGCAGACCGCAGAAAGCGCAUUGAGAUGCGCAAACGGAGAAAGUUGGAAAGAGAUUUCAUUAUGAAUAGUGGAGCUCCACCUGACUCAGGUGGCGAUGGUGCUGAAUCCGCAGCCGAUGAUGAAGAAGAUGACAAUUCUGAACCAGUUGCAUCAGUUGCAGGGACAACCAUGUACGACAAUGGUGAUGUGCAAGUGACAGUGACUACGCGUGAAAUAAUGCCGGAGGAGGGUCCCACCCAACCGGAGCCGGCAAGACCUCAAUCCCAAACAGAGGAAGCGGCUCUGGAGAAGAGAAAGCAAACGGUCAUCCCUGUGAGCAAGAAGAAACAAUUCAAGAAAGCCCCGAAGAAGAGAUCCCGGGUGAAACCGCAGAGCAAGAGAGAUAAAAAGAAGGGAAAGAAAAAGAACCAACAACACUAACUGUGUGAUCUCUUGAAUUUGCUCAUCAAAGAGGAUUUUCAUUAAAAAUUGUCUCUUCUUAUUUUGUUUCACAUUUUUUUAUAUAUAAUACAUAAUAUAUUACUAUUAUUAGGUUUUUCUAUUUUAGGAUUUAAAUUUUCAGGAGGUCGUUUAUUCUAGUGUGUUAAGAUGCUACAGGUUGUGUUAUUACUAGUAUUGCUUGGGAUAUUUUUGGUGCACUAUGUUCUACUUACUUGAACAGCUUGAAGGACUAGCUCAUCCAAUUAUGAUAUAUCUAAUUGAUAGAGUAUUAGUUCA